Messenger RNA from Xenia sp. Carnegie-2017, 3721 nucleotides. RefSeq lists its product as uncharacterized. Gene Ontology annotation, molecular function: chromatin DNA binding. The coding region runs from base 137 to 3529 and encodes 1130 amino acids. The record is from RefSeq and is a predicted model, not a curated record. The transcript is spliced from 10 exons. Lineage: Eukaryota; Metazoa; Cnidaria; Anthozoa; Malacalcyonacea; Xeniidae. Gene Ontology annotation, cellular component: nucleus. Gene Ontology annotation, biological process: regulation of transcription by RNA polymerase II.
CAUAUAUGGGGCUCGUGUAGUCCCGGUCGUUAUUCGCUGCAAGCCGGAGUUUCCGAAGAACCCUUUUCCUCACCCUAAUCCCCUAUUGUGCGAAAUUUUAACAUGAAAGACUGACGGGGAAGGAUUGCAUUUGUCGAUGGCUGCGAAUACAGAAGCAAAUUUAUCAAGUGACUUUGAUAUAGACGAGGUCAUAAAUUGGGAUGAACAAAAUUAUUCAUCCAAGGUUAAUAUUCAUCCAUUGUUUGUCGACGAAAACACACAAAAUGUGUAUUUGGAUGCGAACAACGGUAUUGAAUUCACAUUGCCUCAAAUCAACUUAAGCAACAAUGAAAAGACUCCCCAAAAUACCACCGCUGUCAUGAACAAUAUGGGAACUAGUCAACAGACAACACUGGAUGGUCCACAGAGCUCCAACACAUAUUUUUCUUCAUACUAUGGAGGAGUAAAUAAUCAGUCCAAUGCAAACAACCAUGGCUAUCCCGCAACAAGGCAAACCAUUUCACCACCAAAUGGUCUGUCAUUUACCACUGAGAACAUCAGUAUCCCUUCAAUAGCUUCAACGAACUCCACGAUCCUCCAUUAUCACUCAUCACUAGUUGGUCAAGAAAACCCAUCGUUGACAGGUCAACUCUGCCUGACAAAUAAUGAUGUCUCACCUUUUGAUGAAACAGAAGAUUUAAUAGAAGGACCUUUAGAUAAAAUUGUUGAUCAGAUUAUGGAUCGGCAAAAUAGUGAAAGGAUUUCACAAUCCGGUUCAUUUGAUGAUGACGUUCCAGUUAUAACAUACAGUAAUAGACAGGCAGAUCCACCAUCAAGAUCAGUUGUGUCGCCAAAUAUACCUUCUCCUAGCAGCUCGUUACAAAACAGUCCCUCACCUAACACCUCUAGUCAUCAAGCAGUAUCCUCUGUGAACCCCAAACAACCAUCGAGAAGUAUACCUGUUCUUCCAACAAAUAAUGGUAUACAAACCAAUAUUACAUCAUCAUUACAAAAUAUACCAUCAAGUAUACAACUGAGCAGUCUCAAAUAUGGUGGUAAUUUGUCACAAACAACCCUUACGUCACAUCCAAACCGUACGCUUCAGUCACCAUCUGGUAUUGUGAAUACGUUAAACCAGAAUACCACAAAGUGUCCUGCGGUGACAAGCUCACAUUCAACUGAAAUUUCACACAACCAAAACAUUUUAUCUGCUCAUACUACAUAUCAAGCAAACGCUAGCCAAAAUAUGGCUCAAGCUUAUCCAAGUUUGAUGUUAAAGAAUCCCAACCAAACUAUAAUACAACCAUCAAUAUCAAAUUUCUCAAGAACUAAUACCACAUCAAAACCUGUUUGGCAAAAUAGUUCUAAUGCCCUAGACGACUUGAUAAAAAUGCAGCGCGCUUUACGUGCCUCUUCGCCAAAUCUUGUUCAAACAGGUUUUACGAGCUCGCAAAAUAGAACGAUGUCUAGUUUUCCUCAAGGAUUGACAAGCUCCAAUGGUAAUAUCCAAUCACAGAACAACACACCUUUAUACCACGGCACAGACAUUGGUACGCAACAGUCACCAGCACUGUUUGAAAAGUCCACCCAUAAUCUCAAUACCCCAGCCACUUCCUUAGAUCGAAAUAUUAAUUCAAAUCAUAUGGUCCAAUUUCAACCAUCCAGCACCUCAAAUCCAUUGCAAACCAUGGUCACUGGUGAUAUUUCAAAUGGUCACAUGACCAUAAGCGUGACUGAAAAUACAAAUGGUAACCAAGUCGUUCAGUCACCAGCACUUACUAGUUAUCAAAACGACGGUCUUAUGAUUACGAAAGUGACGCGCACUCUCUCAGAUGAAGAAAUGGAGGCACUGAAUAGUCCUAGGCUUAGUGUUCAAACCACCUCUAAUACAAAUCGAUUUAUAUAUCAAAAUCGCAUCACGGGUAAUUCAGGAAGAAAUGUGAUGUCAUAUACGCAACCGCAAAGCGUUGCUAAAGAACAAUCAAUGACGAAAUGUCAAGCACCUACCAGUCCCCUGGAUAGCAAGUCUGUGUUUACUCUUAUUGCUUCGUCCCCAGGCCCAGACACCAACGCACAGACCUCACUUUUUAAAACGGAAGCCGAUCAUAUUAUUUCUAGGCCACCUGGGAUGAACACAAUAAAGAUUACGUCACCAUCUUUGAGUGCAGCCGGCUUCAAGUAUCCUGCGCUCGGGUUGGGUUCCAACCCCUCACCUAAAGCUGUUUCAAUGCAGCUCCCUCGUACCACGUCCGUGCGGCUCCAGAACUCACCUAGUUCCCCUAACGUAGCCGGGUUUCCUUCAUUUACUUUAACAUCUCAAGGUGGUUUGGUGCCGUCAGCUGUUAGUUCCACUAAUAAUAAGCCGAUGGUGUUCACUUUGGCACGGGGUUCAAAUCUCAAAGGUCUACCAGCUCAUCUUAAGGACAAGAAACUCAUAUUCUUGCAGCAGCCAGGUGGGCAGCCAAUUGACACGCCAAAACCGCAACCAGUUAAAAUCGUUUUCGUAAGCGAUGAUUCUGUUGCUCAAUUGGUAUUAGGCUCAGUAAAAAAUAAAAACACGCAGUGUAGUGUUGCUCCUAUGGUUGAUGUUCAUUCACAAUCUUUCAAUGUUGCCUCUGAUCUUGCUUUAUCCUCGAUGACAGAUCACGGUAAAUUAUUUCAAUCGCAUUCUGUCAAUUCUUCGCAAGACAACAAUAUAAGUGAUUCACCAUCAAGUGUGAAUAGUGUGGAAAUUGGGCAGAUGCUUGUACCUGGAGAGAUUGUGAAGGAUAACAAUGAUAUCAAUGGAUUUUCAGAACAGAAAAAACGAGGAAGGAAAAAAAAGGAUCCGAACUGCCCUGUAAAACCACUAUCAACAUUUCAAAGGUUUUUCCAAGCGACACAGCCCAUACUCAGGCAACAAAACCCUCAGGUAACUUUUACAGAGAUUUCGAAAACCAUCAAAGAAAUGUGGGAGAAAUUGCCACAGAAGGAAAAAAAAAUUUAUCAGGUCGCGUGGCGUGAGGAUAGAGCUCAAUAUAAGAAAGCUUUGGAAGAGUACAAUGCCGGAAAACUGGAUCGCGAUGAAGUUGAUGGCAACAACAUCAUGCAGGAAAUUAAACCUGUUGAGUUAAAAAAUGAUUCUUCAAUCACUGUCCCUGCCUUCAAAACAGACGUCCCAACCAGUUCUACCCCCACAAGUCCUAGUUUACCCCCCAAUAUAGCCGCCCCGAGAAGUACUGGUAAACCGCUGGCAAUGAUGGCCGAGAUGAACAAAACGAAACUUGCGACAGCCAAGGCCGCGGGCACAUCUAAAUUUGGACACGUUAACAAACACAAGUUGGGUAAUGGUACCGACGAUAGUACAUCCCAAGUUGUUAAGAAAAAGGCCAAGUUGAUCAAUCCGAUCCCAAAGAAAUUUUGUAUCCGAGCGCAUUGCAACAAUUUAGCCAAAACGAGUAAAGAACGAGGGGCAAUGUUCUGUAGCGACGAUUGUGUGAUGCUCCAUUGCAGAGGGAUGUUCAGAUCGUGGGUGGAAGCAAGACGUCAAGCUUUGAAAGCAACGACGUAGCAAACGUUUAGAAGAAAGCCUAGCUUUCUACAGUAGUCUGUUUUUCUAGAUCUUGCUGCUCUUUCCCAAUGCUUUCUUCGAGGGUGCAACCAGAUGCAAAUGACUUAUUUAUAUGGUGUAUGUAUGCUCAGAGUUCAAUUUAAUCGUGCAAAAUUUUUGUAUAAAUGCAUUUGAAAUUUUUUCUGUCCAAAA